Messenger RNA from Dictyostelium purpureum, 2052 nucleotides. RefSeq lists its product as uncharacterized. The transcript has a single exon. The record is from RefSeq and is a predicted model, not a curated record. Gene Ontology annotation, cellular component: peroxisomal importomer complex; peroxisomal membrane. Gene Ontology annotation, biological process: protein import into peroxisome matrix, docking. Bases 1 to 2052 code for a protein of 683 amino acids. Lineage: Eukaryota; Evosea; Eumycetozoa; Dictyosteliales; Dictyosteliaceae. Gene Ontology annotation, molecular function: signaling receptor binding.
AUGGAUGAUUCUAAUGAUAUAAAUAAUAAUAAUAAUAACUAUAAUAAUAGUAGUAAUACAGGUGAUAUUAAUGAUUCAGGAUUAGAAUCAGUCCCAAGUCCAAAUAGUAGUAAUAAUCAAUCAACAGAGCAAAGAAUUCAAAAAAGAAAGGAAGAAGCCAAAAGAAUCAUGGAGGAAAGAAAGAAAAGAGAAUUACAACAGCCACAACAAUCAUCAUAUGAAGAAGGUAUCGAUGGUGGGGGUUUAGAUGAUGGUCGUUAUCAAUCUCAACAAUCAUAUGAAUCAACACAGCCAGUAGGUCAAAAAAUUGGUCAAAGAAUCGAAAGAAAGGCACCAACUAUUCCAAUUAAUAAAGGUCAGGUUGCAUCACCAUCAUCAGCAUCAACAGUAGCCAAUAGUGCUAACAUCAGAGAGGAUAUGGUCAAAAAAGCUUAUUCAUUUUUAAGUAAUCCAUCAGUUAAAAAUACUCCUUUAGCCAGAAAAGUUGCAUAUCUUGAAAAGAAAGGUCUUACAUCUGACGAAAUUAAAGAGGCAUUAAAAAGAAUUGAAACAGGUAAUAUUAAUGGCUCUGGUGCUAGUAGUAGUGGUAAUGCAAUGAUUCCAUCAUCAAGAAAUGUCGCUCCACAAAAGAAACCAACUCAACAAUCAUAUGACGAUAUUAACAGUAAUCAUGUUAUUUUUAGCCAACAACAACAACAAUACUUCCAACAACAACAUCAAAUGCUUCAACAACAACAUCAAAUGGCAGUUAAUCAAAUUCAAAGUUAUCAAAAAAGAUUAGAGGCUGAUGAUCAAAGAAUAGCUCAAAUGUUAUCAAUAAAUAAUCGUAAAUCAUGGGACGGCUUGUUAUUCUCUAUAACUGCUGUUGUUGGUGCUGCUUCAGGUAUUGCUUAUUUAACCAGUAACUAUAUUCUUCCAUACCUCUAUGGUAACAAAAAGAAAGAAGAGAAUGUUGACAAAAAGAUUACAGAAUUACAACAAGAGAUAAUUAAAUUACAAAAUAACAUUUUUAGCCAAGGAAAUGAUUUUAAAGAACAAACAACCUCAUUAAAAACUUUAAUCGAUCAGCAACAACAACAAAUACAACAGCAACAAGUUAAAUUAAAUUCAACAACAGUCAACACCACUCAACCCUCAUCUUCUUUAUCUAAUAGUACAGAAAUUUUAGAAAUUAAAAAAGAAUUAAAGAAUUUAACAAAUUUAAUAAAUAGUAAUAGUAGUAAAAAUAAUAGUAUUUUUGAUGAUGAUUAUAAAUACAGUAAACCAGCUGCCACCCCACCAUCAACAAGUUUACCAGGAUCAAAUGUAUCAAGUGGAAGUAAAUCUUAUCCUCCAGUUGUAAAAACAAAUCCAUAUUCACAUCUUUCAUGGAAACCACCUACUGAUCAGCCACCAACUAUCCCAUCAUGGCAAAGACCAUCAUCACCAUCAUCAACAACAACAACCACAACUACUACAACCCCAUCAUCUCAAAAACCUUCGGCUGAGAAAUCCUCAAAUGAAACCAUUCCAUCAUGGCAAAGACCAUAUUCACCCAACCCAAAUCCAGAAAAUUCAUCAAAUCCACCAACUCCAACUAAACAACAAUCAUCAUUUAGUUAUGGCGAUGUUAAUUCAUUUUCAGGUACUAAUAGUGAAACUUUUAAUUCAAAACCAACCACUACCACUACAACAACCACCACAUCACCAAAAUCAAAUGAACCAAAUGAAAGUAGCGAAACUAAAUCAAAUGAUUCAGGUAACAGCGCCAAUGACGAAACUCCAUAUUCAUCAGAUUUUCUCGAUGUAAUCAGUCAAUUAAAACAAGGUAAAACUCCACCAGGAAUUAGAACCGAUAUUGAUGACAAGCCACUGGAAAAUUCAACAGUUAAUAAAAGUAAUAAACAAAGACCAAAGAAACCAUGGGAAAAAGAUUCAUUAACUUCAGUUACCAGUAAUCUCAGCGAAGAAGAAACUAAAUUAAUUCUUGAAGAUUCUCCAUCAAUUGAAAUCAUUUCAGAUGACGUUGAAGAAAAAGAAGCUGCAAAGGUAUCAAAUAAUGAUAAUAAUUAA